Messenger RNA from Cydia amplana, 921 nucleotides. RefSeq lists its product as uncharacterized. The coding region runs from base 124 to 870 and encodes 248 amino acids. Gene Ontology annotation, molecular function: nucleic acid binding; zinc ion binding. The transcript has a single exon. Lineage: Eukaryota; Metazoa; Arthropoda; Insecta; Lepidoptera; Tortricidae. The record is from RefSeq and is a predicted model, not a curated record.
GUCAAUCAAACAUUCCAUUCCAUAUACAAAAUUUACUUGAUCGUUUUCUAGAAAGAAAGUACGAAAUUCCCAAUUAUUAUAUUUACAAGUAAAAGUUUUGCCAGUCAGAAGUAUUACAAUAAAAUGAAAACUGGAUUACACACGGGGAUCGUCGUUGGUUCCAAGACGCGGGUCCGCUGCAUCUACUGCGAUGUGUUUAUACCAAAGGCAAACAAAUGUAUCGAGCAGCAUACUAACGGCGUAAAACAUAAAGAGAACAUCGAGCUUACGUCCGAGAACGGCAUAAGCCUUAUAAACGAAGUGCUGCACUGUAAGCCUUGCCAGGUAAAUCUUACUGAGGGGGAAUCGGUGUCAAAACAUAUAGAUGGAGAUUCGCACGCGAAUUGGAUGGCCGCUAUAGAAGACCUCGUGGACGGUGAGUUUAUCAAUAUAGACGACUAUUUAUCCUGCGACAGAGAUGAUGUAACAUGCGAAGUUUGCGAUAUAACCUUGAGCUGUACUCUGGAGAGUAUACAGGAGCAUGUGAACUCCUUUAAUCACAGAGCCAAGACUGUGGACAGGCUUAAGCCGCUCAAUGGUAUAUUUCGAGUGGAUAAUGACGCUGAAGUGUGGUGCAAAAUAUGUGAUGCAUACAUAGAUAACACGGUGCAAGGCGUCCUGGAUCACAUAGAUGAUAACGAGAGCCACAUGCAGUGGUUCACAGAUAUCGAAGACCUGAUAGAAGACCAGGACAUUUCUAUAGAGGAGUAUCUUGCUAAUGAACAUGAAUUGAAUGCAUUUUGCAAUAAAUGCAAUGUCCAUAUUCCGUGCACAGUAAAUAAGAUUGAAGAACAUGUGUACAGUGAAUCUCAUCUUAAUCAAUUCAGUUAAUUUAAUGUGUGUCUUGCAGUUAUAUUUGAAAACUAAGCUGAAUAGCCUUUU